Molecule: messenger RNA, 819 nt
Organism: Prunus armeniaca (apricot)
Lineage: Eukaryota; Viridiplantae; Streptophyta; Magnoliopsida; Rosales; Rosaceae
Source: the annotation of a GenBank genome assembly
AUGGCGUCUUCGAAGAUGGUGGUGUCAACGACGAAUUCGGAUCUGCCGCACAGAGAGUCGUCUAUAUGUUCGCUCUCCACUCUCAUGGCCGACGACGACGACCAAAACGACGAGCAGCAAUCCAUGACCAUGGACGACAUCCUCAAGAACAUCUACACCACCGCCACCACCACCACCACCACCACCACCACAAACGACAUGGACGACAACAAUCAUCAUCAUGCGGAGCCCAGGACCGUGGACGAGGUCUGGAAGGAGAUCGUCGCCGGCGGAGUGGGAGUGGAGGAGGCGGCCGCGGAGGGCGAGGGCGGCGGGGAUCAGGUGCGGGCAGCUGCACCGGAGGAGAUGACGUUGGAGGACUUUCUCACCAGGGCUGGGGCGGUGAGGGAAGAUGACGUCACCGUUGGCGCCGGUGGGGUUCCGAUUGGGUACGGGCAGUUCCAGGUGCAGCCGCCGCCGGCUCCUGCUCAAGGGCAGGUGGUGUACGGAAACGGGACGACGACGAGUACGAGUGGAGGCGGCGGGGGAGGAGGUGGAGGUGGAGGAGGGAGAGCUGGGAAGAGGAGAGCUGUGCAGGAAGCUCCGCUUGAUAAGGCCACGCAGCAGAAGCAGAGGAGGAUGAUCAAGAACAGAGAGUCCGCUGCCAGGUCCAGGGAACGCAAGCAGGCUUACACGGUUGAGCUAGAAUCUCUGGUAACGCAGCUAGAGGAGGAAAAUGCGCGGCUAGUGAGAGAAGAGGCCGAGCAAAAGAAGGAGAGGUUUAAGCGGGGGGUUGUUCUUUAUACCCAAGCAAGCAGGGUAUUCUACUUGACAAUAUAA